Messenger RNA from Physella acuta, 1789 nucleotides. Its product is annotated as glutamic acid-rich protein. Gene Ontology annotation, biological process: ubiquitin-dependent protein catabolic process; protein K48-linked ubiquitination; double-strand break repair. The record is from RefSeq and is a predicted model, not a curated record. Gene Ontology annotation, cellular component: ubiquitin ligase complex; cytosol; site of double-strand break. NCBI's taxonomy places the organism in Eukaryota, Metazoa, Mollusca, Gastropoda, Physidae. Gene Ontology annotation, molecular function: histone binding; ubiquitin protein ligase activity.
GACAGGCCUUUUCAAUACAUUUUAGUCAUUUUAGAUUAUAAUCAAUUAGAAUCUAGUAGAAUAUAAUUAGAUCUAAAUUUAAAAAAAAAAAUCAUGACGGAAAUUAUCCCAUGCCUUAUUAGAGUAGGAUAUUGCGUGCAAAAUAAUAAACUUUUGAAGCUUCAUAAAGAUAAAGCUGAAGAAAUAAACCGUGAAAAAACAUGUAAGGCUACUUAUCGUCUGUUGUCUGAUGUGAUUUCUACUUGUUACGCCACUAUGAAGCAAGAUGAGGAUAAUAUCUGGUCAAUAACAGACAACAUGGGUGGAAUACAUGUGAAUGGUUGUUUGAUGACUAUUGAUGUCCCGUUCAAACUACAAGAAGGAGACAUGAUCCAAUUGCAGGUUUUUACUUCGUCAAUUGAACAAGUUCAGCAUUUAUACAAAUUCCACUUAAUAAAGUCUCAAACAGCGAAAAAUCAGCACAAAAAACUAAAGACAGACCCUUCAUGUAUAGAAGAAAGAAUAACCCCCUGUAAAAGUGAGAAUUUGUCUGCAGAAGAUGGGAAACGAAAAGAUGCUAGGACGAAAGGUACCUUGAGAUUAUACCCAGUGGAUGUCACUACUACAAGUUCACCGUCACCUAAAGAAUGUGAGAACCAAAAAGCUUUGGCAGAAAUAAAAAAGCUUUUAAAAGAAAAAGAAGAAAAACAAAUAGAGAUGGAGAAAGAGUUAGAACAUCAGAGGCAAGAAAGAGAAGUAGCAGAAUUGAAACUGAUAGAUCAACAGGUACAAAAUUCUAAAGACCUGCUUGCAAUAAAAGAGGUGAAAACCAGAGAAGAUGUGUUGUCCAGUUUAGUUUCUCUCAUGGAAGUAGAGUUAAACUGCAGUAUUUGCAAUGAGCUGUUUAUAGCGGCAACGUCUUUGAACUGUUCGCACGUGUUUUGUAAAUUUUGCAUCAGUAAAUGGAUGAAACAAAAAAAAGAAUGCCCUAAUUGUCGCACUAUUAUAACUACGCAAAUUCAAAUCCUAGCUCUAGAUAAUUAUAUAGAUAAAAUGGUUGAUCAGCUCAGCGAAGAUCGUAAAACGCAGAGAAAAACAUUGAUUGAUCAAAGAAAGACUGAGGAAUUUGAAUAUAAUAUCAUGGUCCCUGGCCCUUCUACAGCACCUGAAGGGAUAGAACCUCACUUAGUCACACCAGAAACCCAAACUGCAGAGGCAACACUAGCAUCACAAAGUCUACACCUAGACCUCCAAGGAUACACCCUAGUUGCAGGUCAGUUCUUGUCAAUCAGGAGAAAUCUGGACACCAUAGUUAACACAUUAAUUGGCCUUAGCGAAAACAAUGAUGCAAGGGCUGUUGCUGAUGAUGGUUAUGAUGAUUAUAGAAGCCAGGUUGAAUAUGAUGAGAGUGAAGAUGAUAAGAGUGAAAAUGAUGAAAGUGAAGAUGAUGAGAGUGAAGAGGAUAAGAGUGAAAAUGAUGAGAGUGAAGAUGAUGAGAGUGAAGAGGAUAAGAGUGAAGAUGAUGAGAGUGAAGAGUAUGGGAGUGAAGAGGAUGAGAGUGAAGAUGAUGAAAGUGAAGAUGAUGAAAGUGAAGAUGAUUAGAGUGAAGAUGAUGAGAGUGAAGAUAGUUAGGAUGUGUAUGAAUAUUGUGAGGAAGAGGAUGUGAAUGAAGAGGCUGAAGUUAAGUAAUGAAUGAAUGCAAAAAUUAUUUAUAAUCUCUUUAAUUUAUAUAUAAUUAUAUAUAUAAUCUAUAUAAAUAAAUGCUUUUGUAAACCUUUUUAUAUUAUAUUAAAACACAAAAAACAUUAUA